AUGUCCACCACCGCUGAUAUCACGGAGUGGUUCAACCGGGGCCCGCUGACAACCACCUUCACCCCACCAACAUCAUGCCUACAGACCGCAUCCACAGUGGUCUAUUAUGUGAACGACGUGCCUGGUACAACCACCUUCUAUGGCCACUGGUGGACUACAGGCAUCCAAUGCUUACCGACGGGGACUAUGCCUGAAAGCCUGUUAGGUGACGCGACAUACUGGGGAACGUAUUGGUGUAAGACACGUCUCGGAAUAGUGUGA
Messenger RNA from Penicillium lagena, 261 nucleotides. RefSeq lists its product as uncharacterized. The transcript has a single exon. NCBI's taxonomy places the organism in Eukaryota, Fungi, Ascomycota, Eurotiomycetes, Eurotiales, Aspergillaceae. The coding region runs from base 1 to 261 and encodes 86 amino acids. The record is from RefSeq and is a predicted model, not a curated record.